This is a messenger RNA of Poecilia reticulata (guppy), 1813 nucleotides long. It is a transcript of the gene nsmce4a, whose product is annotated as NSE4A component of SMC5/6 complex. NCBI's taxonomy places the organism in Eukaryota, Metazoa, Chordata, Actinopteri, Cyprinodontiformes, Poeciliidae. Gene Ontology annotation, biological process: DNA repair. The record is from RefSeq and is a predicted model, not a curated record. Gene Ontology annotation, cellular component: Smc5-Smc6 complex; nucleus.
CAUUUACAAUUAUUAUAUAUUCGUGAUAUGUGGUAGAUCUCAGCCACCUGACCAAGAAAAAGUAGAUCUUGGUCUCACAAAGUUUGGGUACCCCUGCACUGCAAUAGUGCAUCUUUUUCAGUCCAACAGAAUCGGCGUUUUCCUUUUGCUUUUAUUCUGAAAAGUUGUGCAUGACGCUUCACGUCAACUUCCUGUGUUUGCACGCCAGAACUCUGUAGUUUGAAUAGUUUUUGUCUGUUUUUAAAAUAGCUUUGACGGUAUUCUUUUAACAGAUUUUUAGAAUUUUUGCUCGUGUUUGUGUUUUUUUGUACUUUAUUCUGUUCGCAUUACCAUAGUUAAACAAAACCGCUAAAAUCAGGUUAACGGCUAACGUUAGCCGAAAGCAUCAGCAGUUAACCGGUAGCUAGCGUUAGCUUUCAUUUAGCACGAAUCGAGAGCGUUUUAUUCGCAGUUGGCCUUGUGGGUUUAUCAAUUCUCAAAGAGCCCGUUUUGCAGCAGACUAGUGAUGAGAAAGGCCAGAACGGGCGGUGAUGAUGAAGCUGUCCGGCAGAACGGAUCGUCCAGCCGGAGGAGAGCCGAUCAACACCAGGGUGAUGGAGAGGACCAUGACUCGAGCUCCGGUGGUGUGCAAGACGACGAUGAUGACAACGAUCUGGGCCUCAGGAGAGAAAUCCGAAGCAAAUACAGGGACCUCAUCAACUCAGUUCAACAAAACAGAGAAGACAUGCUGAGUCCUUCCAACAACAAGCUCACAGAAGUCUUAGAAGAGGCCAAUAAACUUUUCAAAGAUGUUCGACAGGCAAGAGAGGCAGCGCUCGAUGCUCAGCUUCUCGUUGUGGCUACAGACUUGGGAAAAGAGAAAGCCAGCCAGCUGUUUUCUGAGGGGAGCGCCUUUGAUCCCACUGCUUUUGCUGAACAUCUGUUGUCCUUCAUGGGCCUUAACCGUCUGGAGGACGAGGACGAUGAGCCGCCGAACGGCUGUGCCGGCGAUGGCUACCUCCCCAAAGACGCCUGGCACCGGCUGGCCAGGAAAGCCGAGUGCUGUUUCAGGACGGCGCCUUCUUUCCACUACAUGAUGGGAUCCUUCUACACAGAGCCACCGCCUCCGAAGCAGAGAAUAGAGCGACAAAGGAAAGCACCAAGCAAAGAAGCCAAGAGGAUAAUGCCCACUCAGCUAAAGAAAAUUGAAGAAUCUCAUCAAGAAGCUACAGAGAAAGAGGUUGAAAGAAUCCUGGGAUAUCUGAAGAGUUAUUAUCAAGAUGACCCAUCACCAAUAUCAUAUUACGAAUUUGUCAUCGACCCCAACUCGUUUUCACGGACAGUGGAGAACAUUUUCCACACGUCUUUUCUCAUCAGGGAUGGUUUGGCACGGCUUAAGUUGGAUAGUGACAAGUUGCCUUGUAUAGAACCAGUAGAAGAGGGAGAGGUGGAGGCUGCAGGUUCAUUCAGCCGCAAACAGUGCAUUGUUUCCAUCAGCCCAAAAAUAUGGAGGGAGCUAAUAGAUGUUUUUGAAAUCAAAGAGACAAUAAUUCAGCCUCCAGAGACGCAGAGCGAGUGACAGCGGCGCUUCGUCCUGUAUCACCAGUUUUAAAUAGCAGCUUCUUUCUACGCCCGUUUGAUCCCAAACACCUUUGUUUGGGUUUCAUGGGACCAACUCAUCUUUUUACUGUUUUUGGUCUGUAAGGUUUUUGUGUGUGUGCGUGUUUUUUUUGUUUUUGUUUGUUUUUUAUUCAUGCAGAAAAAUAAACCUCUUUAGGAUUUCACAGAUUAUUUUUUUGUGCCAUGUCAGAAAUUAAACAUGAUUUACAUUGUG